This is a messenger RNA of Paramecium octaurelia, 1054 nucleotides long. Lineage: Eukaryota; Ciliophora; Oligohymenophorea; Peniculida; Parameciidae. The record is from the annotation of a GenBank genome assembly.
AUGGCUUAAUAAACUCCAAAACAUAAUAAUUCUAACAAGAUUAAUUCCAAUUUACAAUUAUCUUCUAAUUAAAAACAAUGUGUAAAUGCAUAGUAAACUAUCGAUAAUGAUGUGAUUUCUAGUAAAAAGAAGGUAAAAUAAAAUACUGAAAUUUAGGAAGUUUAUGACCGAUUGAUGAGUUCUCAAACAAAUAGAGACAAUCAAACAGAAGUAUCAUAAUACUUUGAUCAUUUAGGAGGUAAAGUUGAUUGAAUAUAAAACAAAAAGGUAAAUGUCUAUGCGCAUUGUGUAACUGUGGAAAACAUAAAUGUAAUGGCAAAAAUUGCAUACAUAAACCCUAAUUACAUGGAAAUUACACUAUUUAUUAAAAGGAAUAUCAGAAGAAGACUCCAGAAACCGGGUCUCGAUAUAAUCAGAAUAUAUUCACACAACCUAAGGCAGAAGGAGAUCUAGGGAAUGUGACAACAUAUAAAGUAUUUGUCAACAAUCUACUUAAUUAGCACGAUUUUCCAGGGUAUGAUAGCAAAGCUGAACUACACAAGAAUUCAUAGAAACCUACAGUAAGUGGAGUCCCUUUUUCUGGAUUGUCAACCUACAACAAUAUGUACUUGAAUUGGGGAAUGGGUGAUACACCUCAACUACUACCUUAAAAUAAUCCUACUAUUAUUAAGGAAAUGCCUUUUAUGGGAAGGAGCAUAUACAAAGAUAGCUAUUAAGGAGUGUAAGCUCCUCCAGCAUAGAGUUGUAAAAACAUGAACAAAGCUACUAAGUAUAUUGUUUAACUAUGUAGAUCCCCAUUAUCUCCUCCCGAUUUGCAAUUCUCUGCUGAAUCUAUAGCUAAAUCUUCGUAUAAACCCUUUAGAACUGACAGAGUGCCCACAGCUAAAAGCUAACAAAAUGUACUUCUCCAUUUUUAAUUAUGUAGGCAAACUUAAAUCCCUCAUAUAAUGGCCAAUAUAAUAGUGAAUAUCGUAAGGAAUUCGAUCCAAAAAGUUUGAAUUAAUGUCCAGCAAAGGAGGUUUUGGAGGAAGUUACUCGUAAUACGUAAUUUUGA